This is a messenger RNA of Funneliformis geosporum, 2691 nucleotides long. The record is from the annotation of a GenBank genome assembly. Lineage: Eukaryota; Fungi; Glomeromycota; Glomeromycetes; Glomerales; Glomeraceae.
AUGGCUAACUAUAAAAAAAAUGAAUUACUACCCACUGGGGAAUAUAAAAGAAUUAAAUUACCUUAUGAACUUAAUGAAUUAGAAUGGGUUAUUUCUUUCCAAACUAUGCAUUUUCAUUAUAAUAUCCUCCAUAAAAAUUAUGAAAUUAAACUUUUGGAAAUGUUGAAGGGAACCAAAAUCGAGCAACAGUUUUCUACUUUGGAAAAGUUGAUGGAAAAUUUGGAUAAAUUACCGACCGAAAUAGAAGAAGAUAUCCGUUUCUUUGGGGGUGGACUAAUAAACCAUAAUUUUUUUUUCGCUCACCUAACUAAAAUGAGUGAAAAAAACGAGGAAAAGAUUAAUCCGGAUUUGUUAGAAAAUAUUAAAAAAGAUUUAGAAAUCGGCAGUUUAGAAGAAUUAAAACGAAAAUUAGUAAAAAGUGCUUUGAAAGUUCGAGGAAAAAAUAAGUCAAAAAAGCAAGGUUAUCAGCAAUACCAAAUUCAAGCAGAAAUCUCUCCAAAGCAAACUGUUAAAAAUAAGUUACCUACUGACAUUAAUUGCAAGGAUAGUGCUAAGAGUAUUGAUGAACAUGCAAUAGAAAUAUUUAACCAAAUUUGGGGCAGCAGUGAAGGUAGAGGUUAUACUAUCAAUAACCUUCCUUUUAGUAGUGAAGAAAGUAUAAAAUAUUCAAAGGUUAAGAGUGAAGAUGAGAAGGAAGAAAAAGAAUUAGAUAAUCUGGAAAAGGAAAAAAAUUCCUUAAAAAAAUUAAAAGUAGUUAAAGCAAAUAUUAAAGACCAGGAUAUUGUCAACUUACAAAAAAAAGUUACUGAUUUAACCAAAUUAAAAAAAGAAACAGAAAAACAGUUAAAGGAAAAAGAACAGCAAAUUACUACUUUAUCUAAUCAUAAAUGUGAUACUCCUCAGGGAAAAGAAUUAAAUCUGUGGAAAGAAAGAGUAAUUAAAUUAACCACCGAAAAGGAUAAACUGCAAAGCCAAUUAGAGCAAAAAGAAAAAAAUAAUUCUAAUUCAAAAGGGGCUAAUUAUAGUCAUUGGAUUUUAGGAGGAAUAGUGAAAUUUUAUAAAGGAAUUGCCGAUGCCGAGUUGGAAAAUUCAAACCAACUCGUAUUAACAAUUAGUUUUUUGCUAAAAAUAUUAAAUAUAAAGAGUAUUAGCUCAGCGGAAGAGCGUCUGCCUUACAAGCAGAGGGUCGCUGGUUCGAUCCCAGCAUACUCUACCAUAGAUAAGGAAUACUCAGAAGAGAGAAAAAUUUGUCUCCUGAGGUGUGAAAAAAGUGCUCGUAGUUUUAUGUGCCGAGGAAUAGAGUUUUUGGAUAACAACGAAGAAAUUAGUCCUUGGGAAGAAGUUGCGGUAGAAAAAAAACAACGCAAAAAGAAAAAUGAAAGCACGGAAGAGAUAAAACUUACUCAGGUUAAAAAAGUAAAAGAUGGUGAAUCAGAAAAAGUUUUUUUAGUAAAAAACCAAGAAAAAGAGAUUUUUUUUGAGAAAGAAAAUGAAAAAAUUGCUAGUUCUUUGAGUGAAGAGCAAAAAAAAGUGUUUUAUUUAGCGGUAAGGGAAAAGGAAAAUAUUUUUUUUACGGGGGCAGCAGGCACUGGGAAAAGUUUUUUAUUAAAAAGAAUAAUUGCCGCCCUCCAAUUGCGUUAUGGAAGAGAAAGAGUGGCAGUUACCGCUUUGACCGGAAUUGCUGCCGUUAACAUAAACGGCACUACUCUUCAUUCUUUUUCCGGAAUUGGUUUAGAGGUUUUAGUAAUUGACGAAAUUUCUAUGUUAGAAGGAGAUUUAUUAGACAAAUUGGAAAUAAUUGCCCGAACUGUCCGGAACAAUAGCCAACCUUUUGGAGGAUUACAGUUAAUUUUCUGUGGGGAUUUUUUUCAACUUCCUCCGAGCGAAAAUAAACUAAUUAAACUUCUCAACGAGAUACGGUUUGGCGAGAUUUCGCCCGAAGGACUAGAAGUAAUGAAAGAACUAGAAGAAGAACCAAAAUAUCCGAAUGACGGUAUUAAAGCGAUUCAAUUAUCCGCUACUAAUGAGGAAGUUUCGCCUAAUCGAUUAUCCGAAAUUCUCCGAGGUUGCCUUGCUCCUAGUAAAUUACAAUUGAAACUUAAAUCCCAAGUGAUGUUAAUUAAAAAUUUGUCUCCUCAAUUAGUUAAUGGUAGUCAAGGAAUAGUAGUUGGUUUUCAAGAACAAGAAUGUAAAAUUAACCAUUAUGACCAAGAAACUAGAAAAAAAAAUGUUAAAAUUCCCUACACUCAUAUCGUCCAAGCCAGUCGUCAACAAAUUCCGUUGAUUUUAAGUUGGGCCAUUACUAUUCAUAAGAGUCAGGGACAAAGUAUUGAAAGGUUAAAAAUUAAUUGUCGUAGUAUUUUUGCCGAAGGACAAUUAUAUGUGGCUCUCUCUCGGGCAACUUCGGUUAAGUAUUUACAAGUUAUCGGUUUUAGGGAAAAUCAUGUAAUGCUUUGCCUUCCCAAAGUGAAUAAUUUUUAUCAAAAUUUACUCCAAAAUCAAACGGGAGUUAAAAAUAAUAUUAUCGGAAAGAAAGCUCAAUUGGUAGAGCAACCGCCUUGUAAGCGGAAUAUGAAUUACGACAACAACACACACACACACAGAAAAAACACUGUCGCUUUUGCGAAAAAGACCAUUACGGUAGCCAAAAAGUUUGCCGAAACUGUAUCGAACGAUACCGACCUAAAUUAA